Messenger RNA from Plectropomus leopardus (leopard coralgrouper), 2016 nucleotides. RefSeq lists its product as uncharacterized. The record is from RefSeq and is a predicted model, not a curated record. NCBI's taxonomy places the organism in Eukaryota, Metazoa, Chordata, Actinopteri, Perciformes, Serranidae. Gene Ontology annotation, cellular component: nucleoplasm. Gene Ontology annotation, molecular function: RNA binding.
UACAAUAUGGCGGCAGCGUGAGUGUGUUGACGUAGUUGAUAGCUAACAGUUAGCCUAGUCAGCUAAUUAACAACAAACGAGCUGUUUCAAUAACCGGCGGUUCACGGCGGCUGUGACACGAGUCUCGUGGUUAACGGUAGUGCUUGUCCGUUAAACGGUUGUAGUCGGUAAAAUGAGUUACACCACGAAGGUGGUCCAGGUGACCAAUGUGUCGCCGAGCACAACAUCGGAGCAGAUGAGGACUCUUUUCGGCUUUUUGGGAACCAUCGAAGAACUGAAGUUAUUUCCACCAGAUGAUUCUCCGAUGCCGGUGACGUCACGAGUUUGCUUUGUGAAGUUCCAGGAGCCAGAGUCUGUCGGAGUUUCUCAACAUCUGACUAACACCGUGUUUGUGGACAGAGCAUUGAUUGUGGUCCCAUUCGCUGAAGGAUCUAUUCCAGAUGAGGCGAAAGCUUUGUCACUGUUGGCGCCAGCAAAUGCUGUUGCAGGGAUUCUGCCUGGAGGAGGACUUCUUCCUACGCCCAAUCCCAUCCCCAAUCCAUCGAUGGGAGGGAACCCUUUCGGUGUACCCAACAUGGACGCAAUGGCUGCUUUUGGAUUCCCAGGACCCAACAUGAAUCCUCAGGCUGCCGAUCAGCUGUUAAAGUUCAUGACAGAUCCAAAACUGAAUCCUUUGGCUGCAGGCUUAAACCUCAGCGCGAGCCUGAAGGCUGACGCAUCUAAUAAGGAAAUCGAAGAGGCCAUGAAGAGAGUCAGAGAGGCCCAAUCGCUCAUUUCGGCUGCUAUUGAACCGGGAAAUAAGGAGAGCAGAAAGAGGCACUCCCGCUCUAGGUCCAGGUCCAGGAGGAGGAGGUCCGGAUCACGUUCGAGACACAGGCGAUCCAGGAGCAGAUCACGGCGGCGCUCAUCCUCCAGAACCAGGAGGCGCUCCAAAAGCCCCCGCAGGAAACACACUGACUCCAGGGAUAGAGGCAGGCGAUCUCCCAGCAGAUCCAGAGAUAGAAAGAAAGACGAUUCAGGGAGAAGAAGAUCCAAAACACCACCUAAAAGCUACAGCACAACCAGAAGGUCACGCAGCGAGGAGAGGAGACGCAGGAGAAGUCGAAGCAGCAGCAGAUCUCCUAAAAAAUCUCCUAAAAGGAGAAACUCCAGGUCUCCAUCUCCUCGAAGGCACAAGAAAGAAAAGAAAAGGGAUAAGGAAAGGGACAGGGAACGCAAGAGUGAUAAAGAUCGCAGUCGCGAGGAACGUGAACGCUCCACCAGCAGGAAAAAGAAAAGUAAAGACAAAGAACGAGAGCGUGACAGGAAAUCAGACGGAGAGAAAGGAGAUGUCAAGAUCACCAGGGAUUACGAUGAGGAGGAACAAGGCUACGACAGCGAGAAGGAGAGGGAGGACAGGAAGGAUUCAGACGACUCUGCCAUGUCUCCUCAGUCUGUAGAAGGUAACGGCACAGCGCGACUUGUGAAACACGCCAAAGUUAACGGAGCCGACGAUCGCCAUGAAGAGGACAUGGACGUCAGCGACUAAACGGUCCGUCCUUCUCUGUCCCUCAUUAUCCCUCCAUUUUGGUUGUGAACAUGUUACGACUUUUAUUCCCCACUGGAGUAAAUCUAAAAUGUGAAGUGAGUGUCAACUGUAGUUUUUUGCACAGAAGAGGCGUGCAAAAGGCAGAGAAAAGGCAGAAAACGUUUUUUUUGCAAAAUUUCACUGCAGAACUGUCAUUUUUGCAGUUUGCCGGAUGACAUCGUCACAUUGCUUUAUGUACCCACGUGCUUUUUGCCUCUACUAACGUAGUCGGUUAAAACUGGAAGUAGGCUUGCUUUGCUUUUCUUGAGCUUGUGUUGUCGGGUUUCGUCACUUUUUCACAUAUUGUAUCUUUUACAUUUUUGUUGUCGUGGUGUGUUGUUGAGGCAUCUUCCCCCAACUUCUCAAAACAGUUAAUGCAUUUGUUUGUUCUUUGAGAGUGUUGAUUGUUUUAUCAAGGAUUUCUUUUAUAAUAAAGCCUAUUUGAAGAA